AUGCAGCCGGUAAAGAACGUUCAGCUGGCUUCAAAUGAUAUCAAGCUGCUGGCUAUGAAGGGCUACACUGUCGGCGACGCCCUCAACAGUGGCUCAUUUGCUUGCGUCAGUAAAGCCACCUACAAAGGCAAACCAGCAGCUGUAAAGGUGAUCAACCUGGAGAAGACAUCAGAUGACUAUCGCAUCAAGUUUUUGCCAAGAGAGCUGUACAUUAUUAAAAAAAUCAGACACCGCUACAUUGUCAAAGUCAUUGAUAUUUACGUCAUUGCAAACAGUGUUUUUGUGUUUAUGGAGCUGGCCGAUGGUGGUGAUUUUCUGGAUUUACUGCAAGCGGAGGGUGCAUUGACUGAGAAACGUGCCCGAUACUUUUAUGUGCAGUACGGAGAUGCCUAUCGUUACAUGCACAACAUGGGAUUCGCUCACCGUGACAUCAAGUGUGAGAACAUUUUGCUGAACAAACAACGCACCCACGCCAAGGUCACAGAUUUUGGCUUCACCAGAUCAUGCAUUGAGCGACAGAGUGGCCAACGAAUGCUCAGUGAGACGUACUGUGGCAGUCGCGCCUACCUUGCCCCUGAAGUGCUCAAAGCAGAGAAGUACAAUCCGCUUCUUAGCGACGUUUGGUCCAUUGGGGUGGUGCUCUUUGUGCUGCUGCAGGAUCGUUUUCCCUUUAAUGAUCGCGAUUGGAAGUCCCUGCGAAAGUCUCAACUGGAGCGCAGUUACUACGUGAGCAGCCGCCUCAGUGCUAGCUGCAAGGACAUCAUUCAUGCUCAUUUAAACCCUAAUCCGAGCACCCGUGCUAACAUGAUGGAGCUACUGCAGCAUGAGUGGCUGGGAGCAGACAAGACGAGCCUGGAAGAUGGCUCCGACUGA
Messenger RNA from Rhagoletis zephyria (snowberry fruit fly), 873 nucleotides. NCBI's taxonomy places the organism in Eukaryota, Metazoa, Arthropoda, Insecta, Diptera, Tephritidae. The record is from RefSeq and is a predicted model, not a curated record.